AUGGUUUGGCUUCUCGACGAUGUCUACGACACGAAACACCGGGCCUACAUGAUGCGCGAGAAGGAGAUGAAGCUUGAACCUUUGAAGAUUCGGUAUCACGGGGUCUCUGGUCCUGCCAUGCCUUACGUUGAGCGGUACACACCGUACAUCAAGCAGGCAGGACUACUCCCGUGGAUUCAGUUGAUGAUUCCUCUUAUUGGUAUGGCUCUUACUGAGGCUGAGGCUGAUGUAGAGGAGGGAGAAGAGAAGAAGAGGGAAAGGAAAGCAGCCGGAGCUGCUUUCACGUGGAUUCAAACUCACUUUGCGAUGUGCCCUCCGGAUGCCACUGAUGAUGUGAUCCAGACACAUGCUCGUGUCUACAUGUGGUAUGUUGUGUCGAGGACUUUGUUUCCUGACUCCACUGGCAAGAACGCUCCAUGGAUGUGGCUGAAGGCGUUGACCGUCUUCGAUAGCAAAUGGAGCUGGGGUUCAGCGACUCUUGCCUACUUGUAUCGACAGCUGGACGAUGCGUGUUGCAGGAUCACAGAUAGUGCAGGCAUUGGUGGUAAUAUGCUUCUACUUUCUGUAUGGAGCUGGGAGCGUCUGCCUGUUGGACGCCCGAAGAGCGUCAGGUUUAAUCCUUGGUAUGAAGAUGAACAUGACGAAUUACGGCGCCCCACUUGGGCUUACAAGUGGGAUGUGGUUUCCGAGAUGACGAACGAUGUCAAUCUCAUGUACUAG
This is a messenger RNA of Aegilops tauschii subsp. strangulata, 720 nucleotides long. The record is from RefSeq and is a predicted model, not a curated record. NCBI's taxonomy places the organism in Eukaryota, Viridiplantae, Streptophyta, Magnoliopsida, Poales, Poaceae.